Messenger RNA from Mugil cephalus (flathead mullet), 1469 nucleotides. RefSeq lists its product as uncharacterized. The transcript is spliced from 3 exons. Lineage: Eukaryota; Metazoa; Chordata; Actinopteri; Mugiliformes; Mugilidae. The record is from RefSeq and is a predicted model, not a curated record. Bases 409 to 1356 code for a protein of 315 amino acids.
UUUAUUUACUGGUUUGACUUGAAACAAUACCAGUUGUGGUACAGGUGAUGUUACUGUUUUGCAUUUUUCUUUUGCUCUGGCCCAGUAGCAUCAUCAGAUUCUUACAACUCUACAGUAAAUUUAAAAGUAUUACCUAUUACAAAUUAUACCAGUAAACCCUGAGGCUGCACAUAUAUACUGCAUUUAUUUCGGAUAUUUUCAAGUUGGAGUCUGAGAAAGAGACCGAGGGUUUAAGAAGUCAUCUUAGAAAAGCUGAGCAGCAGAUCAAACAGCAGUUAUACUAUGAGAACUAUGAGAGUGUGAAUUAAGCAUUCAUGAUGAAGACAGCCUGACUCUGACUGACACUUAAAUAAGUUGUAGACAAUACAAUAAUGUUUAAGAAGUUUAUGUUUUGUCUUUUUAGUUCAAAUGGACAGAGACGGAUCCCGCAUGAACUCCCUUGAUGGAGACGAACACCUCCACCAGCUUGAUUUGGUGGAGGCUGUUGCACAGAGCGGUAGGUUCCAUGAAGAAGAGAUCGCAUGGCUGCGGUUCUUCAUCAGUAAUGGACAGGAGCAUGAAGCCAUCGCUUAUAUGAGGCAUAUUGUUGCUGAACGUGACUAUGCCAACUAUGACAGCGCUGUCUUUCUUGGAGACAAUCUUGACAGUGAGGGUGAAGAUCAAGAGACUGACGAUGAAAGUUACACUGACAGCGAGGAUGAAGCUCCAGUGUUUGCUCCUUUCUCAAGACCAGUGCCUGGUGGAUACUAUGAAGGGUCUGACAUCUCUGACUGGGAAAGUGACACUGAAGAAGACCCAGAGUCAGGAGAAGGAGAGGAACACCUCCAUCGGCUUGACUUCGUGGAGGAAAUUGCACGAAGUGGUCGGUUCAAUGAAGGAGCGAUGACAUGGCUGCAGUUAGUUAUGAGUCAUGGACUGGAGUAUGAAGCCGUGGCUUAUUUGAGGAAUUAUAUUGCUCAGCGUGACAACCUUGUCAUUGUUGAGGAAGAUCUUGACAGUGAUGAUGAAGAUCAAGAGUCUGACGAGGAACUUCAGGGUUACAUGUCUGACUGGGGAAGUGACAGCGACAACAGCACUGAACAUGAAGCUCCAGCAUUAGCUCCUUCCUCAAGCCGAGGGCCUGUAGGAUCCCGGAGGAGGUUGAGAGAAGAGGAGAGUGAUGACUGGACAAGCAGCAAGCAGUUCAGGUGCUGUAAUGCAGUUCCUCAGGCUGUCUCCAGCAGUGACCCUGAAGAGAAAGACCCAGAGUCAGCGCCUUCCUCCAGACCAGUGGCCGAAAGCUCCAAAAAAAGAGCGAGAGAUGAGGAUGAAGAAGAAGAAGAAGAUGGGAGCGAUAGCAAACGGUUCAGACCCUGACAGAAGUCUGCUGCCAAACUUUACACCCCGUCUUCACAGAGACUUUCAUUUCACUGUCUUUUAGUUCUUUUCCUUCUUGUGCAAUUCUUCAUAAUAAAGAAAUAAAAACCGCA